Molecule: messenger RNA, 7338 nt
Organism: Mirounga angustirostris (Northern elephant seal)
Lineage: Eukaryota; Metazoa; Chordata; Mammalia; Carnivora; Phocidae
Gene: RAP1GAP2
Product: RAP1 GTPase activating protein 2
Exons: 26
Coding region: 483-2795 (770 amino acids)
Biological process (GO): regulation of small GTPase mediated signal transduction; activation of GTPase activity
Cellular component (GO): plasma membrane; cytoplasm
Molecular function (GO): GTPase activator activity
Source: RefSeq, a predicted model, not a curated record
GCAGAGCAGGUGUCGAAAGGGAGAAAGGCCUCGUCACUCAGCAAAUCCGGUUUCCCUCGCAGUAGAACUCUGAGAACCUGACUCCUCACGCAGUGCUCCGAAGAAACCCGGCUCUUCGGCGCCGCCGGGCAGCGAGCGGACGGGCUGUGGCCUCGCCUCUGCGGCGCAGGAGCGCGCAGCCCCAGCCCCAGCCCCAGCCCCAGCCCCAGCCCCUGCCCCAGCCCCAGCCCCAGCCCCAGCCCCAGCCCCAGCCCAGCCAGCUCCAGGGGCGGGGCCGCGGCCGCACCAGGGAUGAGCGCCGCCGACCGCACGGCCCGGGCUCCAGGCGGAGUCGCGUCGCGCCCGCCCCGCCCGCCCCGCCCGCCCCGCCCGCCGGGACCCGCGCCCGCGAGCGCGCCCUCGGCACUGGCCUGCGGCAGCCGGACUUGCCUCCGCCCAGUGGCCCGCGGCGGGCAGGGAGCCGAUGGGCGGCGGGCCGAGGCAUGGCGGGCCGCCGGGCGCCGGGGGAGAAGCGCUGGCAGCUGGUGCGCUGGUACGUGCAGGAAGGACGGUUCCGAGUUGAGGAGAGGACCCUGACAGCCUUCCAGUGGCUUUACAGCCCACAGCAGCAUGGCAUCCUCAGCCGCGCCGACCUUGAGUCUCCCUCCAGGAUCGACAAGACCAUGCUGGCAAGCCUAAAGGUCAAGAAGCAGGAGCUGGCCAACAGCCCGGACGUGACCUUCCCAGACCGGCCGCUGUCCCCCCCUCUCACCGCACCUCCCACUAUGAAGUCGGCGGAGUUCUUCGAGAUGCUGGAGAAAAUGCAGGGGAUCAAGCUUGAAGAGCAGAAGCCGGGCCCCCAGAAGAACAAGGAUGACUAUAUCCCGUACCCCAGCAUUGAUGAGGUUGUGGAAAAGGGAGGCCCGUACCCCCUGAUUGUCCUGCCCCAGUUUGGGGGCUAUUGGAUCGAGGACCCAGAGAACGUGGGGACGCCGACCUCCCUUGGCAGCAGCAUCUGUGAGGAGGAGGAAGAGGACAGUGUCAGCCCUAGCACGUUUGGCUAUAAGCUUGAGUGCAGGGGUGAAGCCAGGGCCUACCGCAGGCAUUUCCUGGGGAAGGAUCACCUAAACUUUUACUGUACUGGCAGCAGUUUGGGGAACUUGCUCCUGUCCAUCAAGUGUGAGGAGGCAGAGGGCAUGGAGUAUCUUCGGAUCAUUCUCAGGUCCAAAGUGAAGACAGUUCACGAGAGGAUCCCCUUGGCCGGACUGAGCAAGUUGCCCAGCGUCCCUCAGAUUGCAAAGGCUUUCUGUGAUGACGCUGUGGGGCUGAAAUUCAACCCUGUCCUGUACCCCAAGGCCUCCCAAAUGAUUGUGUCCUAUGAUGAGCACGAUGUCAACAACACAUUCAAAUUUGGGGUCAUUUAUCAAAAAGCCAGGCAGACCCUGGAGGAGGAGCUAUUUGGGAACAAUGAGGAGAGCCCAGCUUUCAAGGAAUUCUUGGAUCUUUUGGGGGACACGAUCACACUGCAGGAUUUCAAAGGUUUCCGUGGAGGCCUGGAUGUGACCCAUGGACAAACAGGGGUGGAAUCCGUGUACACGAUAUUCCGAGACAGGGAGAUCAUGUUUCACGUCUCCACAAAGCUGCCAUUUACCGAGGGAGAUGCCCAGCAGCUCCAGAGAAAGAGACACAUUGGGAAUGACAUUGUGGCCAUCAUCUUCCAAGAAGAAAAUACACCAUUUGUCCCAGAUAUGAUUGCCUCCAACUUCUUACAUGCCUACAUUGUUGUGCAGGCCGAGAACCCAGGCACGGAGACCCCAUCCUACAAGGUCUCAGUCACUGCACGGGAAGAUGUGCCCGCCUUUGGCCCCCCUCUGCCCAGCCCUCCUGUUUUCCAGAAGGGCCCGGAGUUCAGGGAGUUUCUGCUCACCAAGCUCACCAACGCAGAGAACGCUUGCUGCAAGUCAGACAAGUUUGCGAAGCUGGAGGACCGGACGAGGGCCGCCCUGCUGGACAACCUCCACGAUGAGCUUCACGUGCACACGCAGGCUAUGCUGGGGCUGGGCCCCGAAGAGGACAAGUUUGAGAAUGGGGGCCAUGGGGGAUUCCUGGAGUCUUUCAAGAGGGCCAUCCGCGUGCGCAGCCACUCCAUGGAGACCAUGGUGAGCAGCCAGAAGAAGCAGCACGGUGGGGGCAUCCCCGGUAGCCUCAGUGGCGGCAUCUCACACACCAGCACGGAGGUCACCAAGGCCACCUUCUCGCCUCCGGCAGCAGCGGUAAAGAACCAGUCGCGGAGCCCCAUCAAGCGGCGGUCGGGGCUCUUCCCACGGCUGUACACAGGCUCCGAAGGCCAAGGCGACGGCCGGACACGAUGUGACAGUGCAUCCAGCAACCCCAAGACCCCGGAUGGUGCACACUCUUCUCAAGAGAUAAAGUCUGAGGCCUCAUCCAAUCCUAGCUCUCCAGAAAUCUGCCCCAACAAGGAGAAGCCCUUCGUAAAGUUGAAGGAGAAUGGCAGAGCUAACAUCUCCCGCUCCUCCUCUAGCACCAGCAGCUUCAGCAGCACAGCGGGGGAGGGGGAAGCCGUGGAGGAGUGUGACAGUGGGAGCAGCCAGCCGUCCACGACCUCACCCUUCAAGCAGGAGGUGUUUGUCUACAGCCCGUCCCCGAGCAGCGAAAGCCCCAGCCCGGGAGCACCUGCCACCCCCAUCAUCGUGAGCCGGAGUCCUACAGAUGCCAAAAGCAGGAACUCCCCGAGGUCAAACCUGAAAUUCCGCUUCGACAAGCUCAGCCAUGGCAGCUCUAGUGCGGGUCACUAAUGUGAAAGAGGAGUCCUUCGCUUGUCAAAGGGAAGCCCCGAUUCUGUCUCGGAGAAGGCUCCUAUUCCGACAGUUUGGGGGUGCCAUCCACUACUCUGACCGUCACAGUCCUGCUGCCCCACCGGCCACCCGCCCUCCAGACCAGCUGUCUGUCCCCGUGUCCUGCCUGUCCCCUUGCCAAGGCACGCUUCAAGCACUCUCCUCUGGAUGAGGCCUCAUUCCUCCAGGCUCCCCCUGCUCCCGACCGCCCCUGUGAUGUGUGUCUGGCUCACCCGUCACCUUGCGUUGUGCACAGAGGAAAGAGUUGGGCAAGGGGUAUCUGGGUCCUGGGGACUGGGUCAGAGACUGGAGAGGCAGAGUGCGGUGAGGUGGGGUGCGGGGGCUGCCAGCACUGUGUCCUGCACGUGACAGGCACAGCAAACCUAGUGAGUGGUGGCGGAGGGACCACUUUUCCAGGCACCAAGAUCUGUAGCCGUCCUCCACGAUAUGAGGCUGGAAAUCAGCGGCGUUGCUCCCACAGCUAUGUGCUUCUGCGCCAGGAGCUGCUUUCUGGCCCAUCUGCCGCCUUCCAGCCCAGCGCUGCCUCGUCUCUGAGCCCAGUGUACCCCGGGUGCCGGCAGCGGAGGCGAGACAGAGCUGUGCGUGUGUGGAGGGGCCCCCACGCCAUUGCUGUGGGAGAAGCCCCGGCCAGUCUCUCCCCUCAGAGCAGACGUGUUCCCCAAGGAGGGGUGGGCGGCCCGGAGCAGGAAGGAAUUCAGGAAGAGCAAGCUGGCGAGCUGUGCUGUGGGGCCUUGGCUGAGGAGAACGGUGGGGCCUUGGCUGGGCUGGGAUCAGGUCCCCGCUGGAGGUGGAGGCUCGUGGAAGAGUUGCUUCAGCCCACCACUUAGGUCAGAGCCGGGGAGGUGGGGGGUGACCUGUCCGCCUCGGUUGACGUGUGGACGUGGAAGGUAGGCAUGAGGAAGGAGCGACGUCCUUCUGCGAUUUCUGCUCCUGGCAUCUGUGUGUGUGUGGGGGGGGGGGGUAGCCCUGUCCCCCUUUGGCGUUGUUGGCGCUUGGUCCCCCGAUCCCCUUCACCCACGGGUCCGUAGGCAGUGGUCACGUUGGCGGGAUUUUUACAACCUGGGCCCCAGCUGGAUGCAGUUCAGAGGCUGCCUGCCCCCUGCCCCCUUGGCCAGAGCCAGCUCACUGUCAGGAGCAAGCCCCCUCUCCCUGCGUCUCGCCCAUCCCCAUUUGCAGAGCCCUGGGGGUGUGAGUGGGGCCCUGUAAUACCAGAUAGCCCCGGUGCCUCAGGCUGGGCUCCUUCUUCCGUGAGCCGAUGACAAGGAUUUCUACCAAAUGUUUUAUUUGCAUUGGAGUCCGGGCCUGUUCCGAAGUCAAAGCAAUCGCGUCAACGUUCUACUUGUCUGUGACUGAUGUGACUGUUUCCCUGCUGCUUUUGCCAUUAGGGCAAAACCUUGAUCCUUCGUCUCUCACCCAUGUGGAUGUUGUGGGACCCUAUUUGCGGGCUGGGUGGACCUCUCCCCUCACUAUUUGGGAAACGUGUUUACUUAAAAUACUAGUCCGGUAAAAUUUCUUCCAGUGAGAAGGUCAACAAGCGUCUGUUUAGCUUUUAUUAAAAAUCACUGUAGCAGCACCCACUGCUGGAACGAGGUCUGCGGAUUCUGGCCGCGUUCUGUUGGCUGGCUUUUGGGAGGAACUUGAAAGGUCAAACUGCAUUAAAAAACAAAAACACACAACUCUUCCAGGUUCUGGCUUGCUUCUCGGGUAGCUGGUAUUUAUAGCUGCUUGGUGGUUGUGCUGUGCUGUGUUGUGGUCCGGGGGUCCUCUGGAGUUUCCAGCUUGUCCCCACCCUGUCCUUCCUGGGAGCCUCCUCAUACGUGCUCUCCUCCACUGCUCCGGCUGCUCCUUCUGCAGCCCCCACCUCCUGAGAGGGCUCAGCCCCUGCCUCUGAGCCAGUGACCAGGAUGGCUGCGUGUGUCCAGGGACACUGGGAGGCACAGGCCUGUUCCCUACAAAACAGACCUGAGAAGUGGUCUCCACCUUCUGUUUGCUACUGGGGGUACGCUGGGCAGGGUCUGAAAUGUCCCUCUCUCUGGGUCCUGUCUUACCUUCUCUAGAAAGCCCAGCUCAUCUAUGGCUUCUAGAGUAUACAUGACCAGCCUGUGAGGUCCUAGGGCUGAGGGGGACGAGGAGGACAGGGAGUGGACAGUCUCAUCUCACCCCUCUGGACCAUGGGGCAGGCAGCUUGGGUUCCUGAAGGCUGCUUCCCCCAUAUUCUCUUGCAUCUGCUCUGGCCCAAAGUUUCCUUUUAUUGCUGCGCCCAGUCUUGGGGCUCAAAUAUUUGCUCAAGUCUCCUUGGUCCCUGUGACCAGACUCAUCCUGACGGUGCUCAUGCUGGGAUUUGAAACACUCUGCUUGUGAUCUGGACACGUCUCUGCCUCUGGGAAGUGCCUGACUCGUGGAAGAAACUAUACUGGUCGGGCUCUGCAGGGCACCCAUAUGCUCAGUUGAUGCUUAACAGAUGCAGAAUGAGCUUGAGAUAGAAGAUCUGAGCUCGAGUUUCUAAUUAAUGGAAAAUGAUGAGUGAAAAAUAUUCUGUCGUUCAGCCUUGUUUUGGCCUCAUCUCAAUGUCCAAGCCUUCUGGGCCCCUUUUGAUAUCUAAUCCAUCCAUAUUGUCAUCCAGCUGAGAAACCUCAGCCCCAGUGAGGGGAAAUGACUCACUGGAGGUCGCACAACCAACAAGUGGCAAAGCUGGGAUUGGAACCCACAACCCAGGGCCCGUUCUUCGGUGCCACCUACACGGUCAGUUGAAUGGGUGGCUACAUUUGCUGGGGCCCUGAGUUUCGGAGGAGUCAGUUAGCUAGUGCCUGGGCCCUGGUUGGGAGCUGUCUGCGGUCAAGGUGGGACUUCAGUCUCUUCUUUUCUUUUUCUUUUAAUUUUUUUAAUGUUAUGUUAAUCCGCAUGCAUUACAUCAUUAGUUUUAGAUGUAGUGUUCCAUGAUUCAUUGUUUGUGCAUAACACCCAGUGCUCCAUGCAGAACGUGCCCUCUUUAAUACCCAUCACCAGGCUAACCCAUCCCCCCACCCCCUCCCCUCUAGAACCCUCAGUUUGUUUUUCAGAGUCCAUCGUCUCUCAUGGUUCGUCUACCCCUCCGAUUUCCCCCCUUCAUUCUUCCCCUCCUGCUACAUUCUUCUUCUUUUUUUUUUUUUCUUAACAUAUAUUGCAUUAUUUGUUUCUGAGGUACAGAUCUGAGAUUGAACAGUCUUGCACAAUUCACAUUGCUCACCAGAGCACAUACCCUCCCCAGUGUCCAUCACCCAGUCACCCCAUCCCUCCCACCCCACCCCCCACUCCAGCAACCCUCAGUUUGUUUCCUGAGAUUAAGAAUUCCUCAUAUCAGUGCAGUCUCUUCUUUUCAUCAGGAGGGAUAUGCACUCAGUUUUCCAGUGAGGGCCCUGGGGUUUUGGAUGCGGCUUGAGCAAAGAAAACAAGGAGGGAAGUAGAUUUUUAGUGGACCGUUCCUGGUAACCUCAGGUCUUCAGCUCUGGUCUGUAAUGGGGGUGGAGGCUGGGGCAGAGUGCAGUUAACUAGCCCUCAGUUUCCCCUUCUUAAGUUCAGAAGAAAAGUGGUAAAAGAAAACUCUCUUCUCCCUGAUCCUUAAACAAAGGUGGCUAAUAAAAGUGUAGGUUCCCGUGCCGUGGUAGGAUGAGAGCCAGAAUCACUUUCUUACCCUGACUGGUUAAGGUGCCAGUGCAAACACUACCUUCCUCAUUUGAUUCUGAGUCAACAGAGACAGGUUGUUGUCGGGGAACGGCCAGGGGUCAAGUAGGUGGCUGGCAGGGACCCACGGCUUCUCCCCAAGCUCCCUCUCUGCAAGGUGGGAGUGGGUCAGUGGAGUUUGCCAAGGCUGCCAAGGAGCGUUCUAGUUAGUGGUAACACUAGCCCCUCGCCCACCCCAACGCCACAACUCCCUCCUCUCAGCCGGGCCAUCGGCCCCUUUGGGAGGAGGGAGACCACCCCCACUAGGGACAAGGACAGCGGAGCCCUGCCUAGUGAGAGGCUGUUGGGGCAAUGGCUCUGUCCUGGGCCUUACCAGCCCUGGGGAGAGCGUGUUUGGCUGGAAGACUGGAAUUUAUAUGCCAUCAUCUUUGAUUUUGUAAUAUUUCCACUCGGAACGCUCAGUUCCUUCUUCCCGCUCCUUAGCAUGUAUGCCAACUCUCCCCCGUCAUGGACGUUACCCUUCUACACUCCAGCCCAGGGAGUGCCGAUGUUCUAGUGUGAAGAGGUUCCUUUGUGUGAUAGAACUUAAGAAGUGUAGCUUGGAAAUGAUGAUCCAUGUGAUGAUGACUUUUCUUUCUUUCCUCUUCUUGAGGAGGUGAUUCGUAGACCCUGACUGCCUAUGUAAUGUAAAUAAUGUAUAUUUAAUUUAUUGCUAUGGUAGCACAUUGUAUUUGUUAAUGUAUAAAACAAAUUCUAAAAGGUCGACAAAUGUAUAUUUUGUUGCUUAAAUGUGUCUUUGCAGAAAUUGACAAUAAAUAACAUA